UUGCAUAUGUAUUCCGGGAUUCUCAUAGAAUGUAAAUACAUGUCAUCCGAAACAUGAAAUUAUUCGAAACAUGUUCUUUUAUUUCAGAUAAAUAGUUGUGCGAGUUAUUUCAAUGGUCAACGUUUCUUCGAUUCUUUCGUUAUAAACAUGGCAGGUUGUCCAGAAAACCUUUUCUUAGCUUUUUUUCAUUGUUCAUUACAUCCAGUACAAAGUAGAACAGAAACAAAUUUCUUUUACAUAUGAAUAUCCAAGGCCAUCCUAGUUAUUGAUCAUCAGAACCUCUUCAUGGCUGUCAUCUCACUUUCCGUCGUUCUCCUCCAUGUUGCCCUUUCCUUUAGCCUCUAGGGUCUAGUGCAGUACUGUUUUUUGUUGACUAAGGGGAUCUAUCUGAGCACGUAUCGUAUUUAUAUCCAUCGGCGUCAGUUACACUCCUGGUCUUGCCCUGUUUGUCGUAGAUGCCCUGCUUUGUGCAGCCCUCUGUUUCGAUGAUGCUUUACAGUUGAAACUUCCUUUUUGCGGUCAUUUCAUUCUGAUGUCAUAUCAAAGUUUUCUUUUUUCUGUGCUUUUCUUUCAACGAUAACAAUGAUAAAAUGUUUUGUAGCUAUUAUAUUACAUGUACAUUAGUUUCUUUUCAAUGGUAAUUUUACAUUGUAUAUUUAGCACAUCUGUCUCGUGGAUGCGUCGUCUCUUUCAUUGGUGCAGUUAUGUUACUGGAUUUCGACUAUUAUUCAUUACAGGAAACGGGUUUGAGACUCGGUAACAAAAUACUUGUACUACAAUUUGGAUUUGUCAUACGUGAAGUUGGUGCUGUCCGGAAAAAAGACACGAAAAGAAUAAUCAUCAGGCACGUCGUCAAUCUACUUAUCUCCGGAGUUGUUUAUUGCCUGUUUGGUGUCGUACUCGCCUUUAGCUAUGGUGGUGUCGCAGACAAGUUUAUUGGCACAACGUUUGUCUAUCAUAACGAGUUGAUUGUAUACGUGUCCAUUCUCUUCCAGUCCACUUUUGCAUCCGUUACCUCUUCAAUAGUGGCUGGUGCUAUUGCAGAGCGUUGCAAGUUAAUCGCAUAUUUCAUAAACACUGUGUUUAUAUCAGGUUUUAUCCACCCGGUGGCAAGGCAUUGGACUAUAAAUGGUAGGGGAUGGUUGAACAUCGGACGCAUCGUUUAUCAGGAUAAUGCUGGUAGCGGUACGAUUCACGUUGUGGCAGGAAUCGCAGCGCUUGUUGGAGCCGCGAUGCUUGGUCCUAGAACUGGUCGAUUUGAUUCCAGCCUUAAAAAAGACUUCACAGAAAGAUGCUACUCAGCACGAGUAGCUGCAGUAGGAGGAUUUAUUCUGCUGAUUGGGUUCUUAGCCUUCAUCUGGGGAUGUCGGGAACUCUUUGUCUUUGAAUCUUCAUAUGAUCCAAUAGCUCUUUCCAAGGUCAAUCCUUCCGCAUCCUGCUUUAUUGCUGCUAUCACUUCACUCUUUAUCAAUAGGUAUUUUGGGAAAAAAUGGAGUCUUUUUGUUGCCAUCAAUGGAGGUUUGGCUGGAAUGGUUGCCAUUUCCGCCGGAAGUGAUCAUUUUGAACCGUAUGCCGCAGCCGUAGUUGGACUUAUUGCCGCCAUUGUAUACAGAACCUUCUCUGUCCUCUUGGUUAGACUCCGUAUAGAUGAUCCUCUGGAUGUUGUGGCAGUCCACUUUGUCGGAGGAAGCUGGGGUUUGAUUGCUGUAGCAAUCUUUCACAAGACCAAAGGGAUACUUUAUGCAUGGCAGACCGAAUCUGCAGCAUCUGUAAAAUUUGCACACCCAGCAUACGAAUUUAUGGAAAUUAAAAAAGAAAACGAAGAGACAGUGGAUAUCACCUUUAAUGCUUCUCCAGAGAAGAUUUGCCAAAAGGACACAUACUUUGCCGGCGACAAAGCUAUUAUACAAAUUGGAUUUGUCGUACGUGAGGUUGGUGCAGUCCGGAUGGGAGACACAAAAAGAAUACUUCUCAGACAUGUCUUCAAUCUUAUUCUCUCUGGAGUUGUUUAUUGUCUUAUUGGUUACGCCUUCGCCUUCAGUGAUGGUGGAACUGCAGACAAGUUCAUUGGCAUGAAAUUGGACUUUUCUGACGAGAUUCUUGCAUACAAAUACAUUCUUCUUCAGUGCAUUUUUGCAUCAAUGACAGCAUCAAUUGUGUCUGGUGCUGUUGCGGAGCGCUGCAAGUUUAUUGCACACUUCGUUUAUACUGUCUUUAUAACAGGCUUGAUCCACCCCGUUGUUCGACACUGGACCUUAUACAAUAGGGGAUGGUUAUACAAUGGAGACAAGUAUUCAACUUUGGACUACGCUCGCAUCGGUUUUCACGAUGAUGUUGGUAGCGGGGCUGUCCAUGUCAUGGGAGGAAUCGCAGCACUUAUGGGAGCCAUGAUGAUUGGUCCUAGAACCGGUCGAUUUGAUCCCACCCUUAAAAAAGACUUCACCGAAAGAUGCUAUUCAACGCGAAUCGCUUUUUUGGGAGGAUUGGUUAUGGCAAUCGGACUUUUGACCAUCAUUUCGGAAUCUCCAUUGCUAUUUGUUAUUAAUUACCAAGGGGAUCUUGAUGCGGAUUCCACUAUCUAUGUUUUCACUUCCGGUUCCUUCGCCGGUUUUUGUUUACUCUUGCUGAUUAAUUGUGAUAAUAGAUAUUUUGGAACAGGUCGGAGUGCGUUAAAUGCCAUCAAUGGAGGGUUAACUGGAAUGAUUGCUGUGUCUACUGGAUAUGAUAAUUAUUCGACACAUGUCGCAAUUGCUGUUGGUGUGAUUUCCAUCAUUGUAUACACAGCCUACUCUCUCCUCUUGACCAGACUCGGUAUUGAUGAUCCCCUGGAUGUUGUUGCAGUCCACUUUGGCGGUGGCAGCUUGGGAUUGAUUGCAGUUGCUUUCUUUCACGAGACUUAUGGAAUAUUUUAUGCAUGGAAUCUUCAAUCUGCAUAUAUCCUUGGUUGGCAGUGCAUUGGCUUGAUGGCCAUAAUUGUCUGGACAGCUGUGAUUUCUGGACUUAUGUUUGGAGUACUCAGAUUGUUUGGUAUCUUGCGAGUUUGUGAUGAAGCUCAAGAAAAAGAAUUUGCAAAACCAGCACACAAAAUUAAAGAAAUUACAAAAGAAAAUCAAAAGACGGUGGUUUUCACAGUAGAAGCUUCUCUGGAAAAUACUUGUCAAAAAGAUAUGUAUUUGGCCAACGCCAGUGUUGGUGAUUUCCAACUUUAAGAGAAAAAUGAGACAAUCGCCAAACACAAAAUUGGAGACAUUAGCUCCCCUCAUAUCAAAAAAUAAAAUCAGAUUAUGUACUUAUAAAACAUUGGACACAUGGACUUACGUUAAUGUACAUUAUCUCAAUAAUAUUAUUUAGCAACAUAGUUUAUGCGUGUACUCCUUAUUGCAUAUUGUUUAUUACACUCAAUAUGUCAUCGUUGUACAGAUAUUAAAGUAUUUUCCUUAUGUUAUUUUUGAGGCUUUUGUCAUAUUGUUGAUCCUAUUGCUGUUUCUUUGAGGGUUUUAGGUUACUUUUGGGAUUUGCGCUUUUUAUUCGUAUAAUAUUAUUGUUUUGUAUAAAAGAAAUGUUUUGGUUUUGAUUUGGUCAUUCUUUUCUAAUUAUGUUUAUGAUGUAUCAAAAGAAUUAAUUUUUUCAGAUUUAUGUAAUGCCAUUUACACUUUUAAUUUUUCUCCAAGAUGUUUUAAAUAUGCAUUUUUUUUAUUUAGACCAAGUACAUUUUGAUUCGCUAAAUAUUAUAAUAAUAAUCGUUUAUAUUUUUUAUCACAUAGGUUAUUUUUUUUCGUGAAGCUUGUUUGAGUAUACUAUAUUAAUUAAAUUGUAUUUUAAAUUCGU
Messenger RNA from Magallana angulata, 3828 nucleotides. RefSeq lists its product as uncharacterized. Gene Ontology annotation, biological process: ammonium transmembrane transport; ammonium homeostasis. The coding region runs from base 705 to 3209 and encodes 834 amino acids. Gene Ontology annotation, molecular function: ammonium channel activity. Lineage: Eukaryota; Metazoa; Mollusca; Bivalvia; Ostreida; Ostreidae. The record is from RefSeq and is a predicted model, not a curated record. Gene Ontology annotation, cellular component: membrane. The transcript is spliced from 18 exons.